Messenger RNA from Dreissena polymorpha, 5396 nucleotides. RefSeq lists its product as uncharacterized. NCBI's taxonomy places the organism in Eukaryota, Metazoa, Mollusca, Bivalvia, Myida, Dreissenidae. The transcript has 17 exons. Gene Ontology annotation, molecular function: protein binding. The record is from RefSeq and is a predicted model, not a curated record. Bases 465 to 3425 code for a protein of 986 amino acids.
CCCUCCUGACCUUACCAUGCUGCCAGGUGCCCCGGAGAAGCCGGUUGUUAGCGACCUCAUGGAAACCAGUAUGCGGUUGUCAUGGCAGUUGACCCGCAUAACUGAUAACACCCCGAUCCUCGGUUACCAAGUGGAAUACUUUGCCUAUGGCUCCACAAAGUCAUGGCAAGUGAGUGGGCUCCUGUACACAAAGACAGAUGUAACCAUCAUGGACUUGGCCCCAGACACGACGUACGUGUUCCUUGUGCGUGCUGUCAACAUGUACGGCAUGGGCGGACCCAGUCCUUUGUCAGACAAGAUUCGCACUCUCGCAAAAGGUGAGGCGUCGUUAUCUGUCCCACCGAUCGUUAAUCUCCCAGAAGACAUGGUCGAUGAGAGGCUGAAGUCGGUCGGGGAUUCGUCUGCUGCGUGGAGAGGCGGUCAACGAUAGCGCCAUACGCAUCAGCUGGACUGUGGACAAUGACAUGGGUGUGGUCACAGGCUUCCUGGUCGUGUACAAGCCCAUCCUCAACAUGGGUAACCGUGACAACCUGCAGUACGGCCCCACCCAUAAGCACCGCAUUGCAUACCGACCCCUCACCCACACCAUCACGGGGCUGGACAGUUACACGUACUAUGAGAUCUGUGUAUCGGCAGAGAGUGGUGUCAAAACAUCCUCUUGCAGUCAGCCGAUGAAAAUACAGACCGGUGAAUCAGUUCCAUCCAGUGCGCCACUGAACCUUGUCAUAAAUCGCGAGGGUGACACCACCAUCCUGGUCACAUGGUCAGCACCAGACGUGUCAAAAAGAAACGGAGAGAUCAUUGGAUAUAUGAUCAAAUGCCUCAGCGAGGACGGUCAACACAACUGUAGCCGCAGCGUGAAUGGUUCUACCCACAGCUUAAGACUCGAGAACCUUGUUGCUGGUAUGAACUACAACAUUGAGAUGGCUGCUGUAACUAGUCAGGGCACUGGGAAAUGGAGCUCCGUCUUUGCCAUUGGUCCUGAUAAUUCCGGAAUCACAAAGGAGCCGUGGUUUAUUGGAAUGAUCGGCGCUCUGGGCGGCAUUGUGUGGCUGGGACUCUGUAUCUUCACUGUGUGGCUGUGCCGGAACCGACAGCGCCGAAAGAAGCUAAAAGAGACGUGGUACAACGCUGGUGGUCAGAACGGCACAGAUAAAGUGAACGAAAGGAAUGGCAGUGUAGCAAGGAAAGGCUAUGGGAAGAAGGAGGAAGGUGAUGAUUCCGGAUUUCCGACGGAGUUGAACACACUGCUGCAGCUGUCCCGUAAAGAGGCAGACGGGCUCCACGACCCUUACCCCCAGGGCGGGGCAGGGCCACACCCUGAAAUGAAGACGUUUUAUCAGCAGUCAGGGCCUGUAACUCCGUAUGCAACAACUGCACUGCUACAAGCCCAGGCGCUGGCACAGGCUAGAAAACAGGGUGGAGACCAGAUGUUUCAGCCAAUCGGUGGAGGUUGUGUUCAGCACAGCCAUAGCGGAGGUUCUUGCGAGUCGAACACAGACAAGUCCAUAACCACAGAUGUAUCCGUUGAAAUGCACGAGGGCAACAAAAGUAAUAAAAGUUCCGCAUGUGAUAGCGGCAAUCUUUCAGAUGAGAACGGGAUGCUGUUAAAACAGGGCCGAAAGCCUAGCGGUUUUCGUCUCGGGCAGUCCCAGAAUCCUGGAGUGGUGAAUUGGAAUGACGUCCUCCCUCCCCCACCUACUCACCCGCCAACCGACGGGGAAUACCUACAGGAUGAGGGACUGUACUCAGAAAUCCCGGAGGAUCGAUCCCGUAGUGUAAAAUCUCCUGCCCAGAUAUCUGCUUGUUCUUGCCCCACCCCUCACGGCCCGGUUUGUUCCCCAGGUCCUUACUGUGCAGCAUACUUGGACAGCUGUAACCGAUGUCAGUCUCUACGGAGUUUCGAUAAUCGCCCAUAUUCACCGCAGCAGUUAAUACAGCUGCAUCGCCAGCACGCGCCGCUUCAAGGCGUCACCCCUACCCACACGGCGCGGGUUCCCGGAAUGCAGCGCCCGGGCGGGACUCCCGUGUACAUGCAUGGGUAUUCCCAGCCCUGGGAUAGUCAGCCCUUUGCCCGGGGUCAGUAUGAGUAUGAGUUUGCCAAUGACCCGAGGGAUGGUGGGUAUAAGUACACUGAGCCGGUUCAGGAUGGUUUGAUUCAGCAUCCACAUGCCGCUACAAUGAAUCCAACAAGGGGCAUGCAAAGGCGGGCUCCAACACACAUUGAUUAUAACGAUAGACAGUUUCAUUACCCGAAUUCGGGUUCCGAUGGUGGUAACAUUCCUGGUGGGCCACCAGGCAACUAUUGUGAAGGACCCUGUAGGGGGCAGACGGAAGCUGCAAAUGUUAUGAAUGCUAUGAGCAUGAGUGCGAGUUACCAUAGAAACUCUAGUGAAGAGAAUUCUCGCAAUCCGUAUCUGGAGGGCUACAAGAUUGAAUCUCCGCCCAGCAGCGGUGGUGACAGUGCGUACAGGGUGUGUAACAGUGGGGGUAGUCUGGCAGGAAGUGGGGGGGAUUCUGGGAGGUCAAGGUUGUCUGGAAAUCCAGGGAGACUACUCCAAGACGGGAAGAGUGUGCCGGAAGGCAAAUUUGAUAUUAACUACAGACAUCCAGGCUUUCAUUCUCGAUCUGAUAGUGGCGGCCCUCGUCCAUGCAUGAUUGACGAGGGGUACACCAGGAAUGCAGACUCUCCCGUUUCGGCGGAUGACCAUUAUUAUAACGACGGGUCAGAUCCAGGAACAGACGGGGGCAGCCAGAGAGACUCGCUGGUUGCAAACUGGGAGAGUAUGGACGACUGUAGCGGGGAACAUUCCAGUUCUAAUGAGGACGAUGAUGCUGACGCAGACAGCGCGGACGCCGACGAGGAUAGCCAGUUCCUGAACGAGGAGGACUUUGCUAGCGCCGUAGCCCGCGCUGCGCAGGAGUCUGGGCUCACUGUGGUCGGGUCAACUAUCAGUGAAGCCAAGGCCUCCAAAUCGGCAAAGAAAACCCGUCGUCACAGACAGCAAGCCCGUCCACCAAGCCCCGGCUACAGCACGGACAGUAACUACGGCACCGUUGACAUACCUCGCAAUCCGUACCCUAAAUCCCAGCGCAGGCGGCAGAUCGAAAAAAAUGGUAAACUGAGGCGCAAGGGAGACAACUCUGAGAGUACUCAAAGCAAAGAUGAGAGCCGUAAAAAUUGUCUCCCCUCCAGUAUUAGCCAGCAGCCUUUAAAGAAUGCUGGUGGUGCCACUGAAGCCCUGUUUACCCGUCCCCCUUGCCCCCCUCAGACAAGCCCCGCCCCCUCAUCCUAUAAGACCCUGCCACCCUCCUUGUAUCGACACAAGACACCCCUAGAACCUCCCACCACCACCAACAACAACAAACCUCCGACGGGAAGCAGGCCUGUCUUUCAGUUCUCUGAUGAUAUUCCGGUUGUUUGACGAUGACAGGGAAAUUUACUGAAAAUACUCCAUGCGUUUCAACGUUUGAGAUUAAACUGCGCACCGGUGCAGCAUUUUGACCUCUGUAAGAGAAUGGGACAUCAGCUGUGUGUAACCUUGAUGAAUGUUGAGUGUCACCUACUUGAAGCUCGAGUGGAGCUUACAUGAAUGUGGAGUGUAGCCUAUUUGAAUGUGGAGUGCAGCCUACAUCCAUCGGGCCAUGUGUCCAUAGUCUGCUACCACUUAGGCAAUGUUGCACGAAAGCCAUGUUACUGUGUUAUAGUGCUUUGUAGCCUAAACAUUAAUGUAAUUUACAACAUCCCAGAUGUUUUGUUUUAAUAUUCAGUGCUUUAACACAUAACACUUUAAAUACUGUAAUUUGGUUCGACCAAAUCUGUUUACAGUUAUUUCUAUAUAAACUUUUCUGUCUUCAGAUGUUCAAAAGAAAUCUGCUUGGCAGUUGUUCUAAAUGUUUGCUUAAGAAGAAAAACCAAAGAACCAAUGUUCAUGCUAUUAUUUUCAUGCUUUUUCGUGAUAUAUUGGUAAGAUUUUUCAUAGCCAACAUUUACCUUGUUAAAAAUGUAUAACCUACAGAUGGACAAAGUUAUUGAGGAAAGAUCUGUAUUAAUAUCUCAGAAAAUACUUAUUCAACUGUUUGCCAGAAAGUAAAUAUUGUUUCAUAUAUUGUACAUCGUCUCUAAGUAUUACGUUUGAUUUGGGUGUAUACUUUCUGUAUUCCUAAAAGAAAUCCGAGCAACAAAUGCGACUGUCAGAUUGAAAGUUUCCCUCAAAUCAUAGAGGGCAAAAAUUGCUUGAAACUGAAUGUCCUUCAAAUAAUCGUUGCUCUGCGAAAAUGGAGCUUAAUGCAUGUGAUAAAAAAAUAGCCUGUCUAUGCAUUAACCCAAUUUCCACAUAUCACGGCUGAAAUAUAUUUAAUCAAAUCUUGUCUUUUGGCUUACCUUUCAUACUUCUUUUAAUUUGAAGCUAUUUUUUAAACAUUACUUUUCAUAAUUUUUUGGUCAACAUAUCUUUGCUAUUAAAAUACAAAUAGUUAAGUGAGAGAACAAUUGUAUAUUUUAACGUAAUAAUCCUUAAAACAGAGCUAAUGUUCUCCAUUAUGAUAUAUUUAAACAUGUAGCUUAAGAUUUCAUCGUAUACUGAUCAGUGUGAUCAUAUAUAUAUGUUUAUCAUUCUUGAUACCAAAGUUGUGCAUAAAAACUUUUCUUAUAAAUAUAUAAAAUAUAUUAAAAUGUUGAAUUAAAUGUUGUAAAUUAAGUUCAGAUUUACAAUCUGACAUUUGAUGAUGGGUCUAUAAAACCAAAACAAAACUUUAGUAUUAUUAGGUCUCUAUGAAAUCCAGUAACUGUUCCAGCUUUAUGUUAACUUGUUUAUACGGUCUUCAACAGUUACAUAGAGUUAAAUAUCUGGUUACUUUGAUUUUCACACACACCUUUCAUAGAUAUAAAAGUUAAACUUUUCCGUAAUUAGAAUUUGUUUUAUGCAAAUAUUGUUUUCCCUGUAUGGCCGUAAACUGCAGUAAAUGUUAAUAUGCUUUCAUCAACAUUAACUUUGAUAUAAGGGACUGUACACUUCUAAAGGAAAAAAGUCUGCCGGCACAUAAUUUGGCAUUGUCAUAUGUCAUUCAUUCGCAAUGGAUAUUUUACAUGAUUUUUAAAAUUGUAAUUUUGAGCAUAAUUUAUAUCAAAAAUCAUAUACAUUUAUACGCAUUUCAAAGAAACUAAAUAUUUGUGUGCGCUUUUUUAUGGGAUGACUAAAUACUGCAAGGUUUCAGAUACUGAACUAUUCAUAUACAUGUACAUGUAUAUGUAUCGAUUAUUUCUUUUUUGUAUUGUCCCUCUGUAUCAUUUACUACCGAUCAAGCUGUAUUAAAUUGAGUCUUUUAUUUAACAUAUUUUGUUAAUUUUGUUGAUAAGAAGUGUAAUUUUCAGACACAAGAGAAGUGUAAAAAUU